UAUAUUUAUGCUCACAGAAAGGAAGUCGAAGAUUCGUCGUGUUUCCACAGCAAACGAAACUAGAAAGCUGAACGGAACGGAAGAAGAACGAAGCUCUUAGCCUCUUACUGUUUGUUUAUACAACGCCCCGGCUCUAUCGUUGAUCUUCUCCGCUGCUUUACGAGUUUGAGGUGGACAGAAGAUUAUGGCGAGGUCGUUAUCUAACUUGCUGCUUAAAGGCCUUGCUGCGUACCGAACAUCUGCCCUUGGUUCCAGAUCCUUGUACCAAGCUGGAAAUCGGUACUUCAGCUCUGUGCCUAAUGACCCAGACACACACGAAGAUUUUCGACCUACUAGUAAAGUUGAGAGUUCCGGUAUUUCAUUGAAGGACAUUGUUGAGCAGGAUGUCAAAGACAACCCCGUGAUGCUUUACAUGAAAGGGGUGCCCGAUCUUCCUCGAUGUGGAUUCAGCUCAUUAGCAGUGAGGGUUUUACAAGAAUAUAAUGUUCCUAUAAGUGCCAGAAACAUAUUGGAUAGUUAUGAGCUAAAGGAUGCUGUAAAAUCCUUCAGCCACUGGCCCACAUUCCCACAGAUAUUCAUCAAUGGAGAAUUCAUUGGUGGAUCAGACAUCAUCCUUAGUAUGCACCAGAGUGGGGAACUCAAGGAAAAGCUGAAAGACAUUGUCAAGGAAGAAGGGAAAAGGGAGUGAAACCUAAUUGCAUUUGCAGGAGGAUGCAGUCAGCAUAGACAUUGUUUCAGUUGAAUACUACUCCAACUAUGAGAGAUUUGAGUAGAGUAUUAGUUGGGAGGGAUAUUGCAGAUUUCCGGAUGAUAGACAAUUUUUGAAUAAUGUAAACACACACCCAUCCAUCCCUGUUUCUAUCAACUUGACUUGUGUAAUGAUGGAUGUCCUGAUUUAUUAUCUCCACUUGCGUAGUGUGGAAAAUAAACAUAUUUAUUAUUUAACAUGCUUCUUUUUUAUA
Ipomoea triloba (trilobed morning glory) is the source of this 962-nucleotide messenger RNA. RefSeq names its product monothiol glutaredoxin-S15, mitochondrial. The transcript is spliced from 7 exons. The record is from RefSeq and is a predicted model, not a curated record. Lineage: Eukaryota; Viridiplantae; Streptophyta; Magnoliopsida; Solanales; Convolvulaceae. The coding region runs from base 185 to 688 and encodes 167 amino acids.